AUGGGGAUGCUGGUUCCGCUGCCUGGAUCUGAUCCGGUCCGGAGACUCCAGCGCUCAGAGCCACUCCUGCGGCCUGCGUCGUCCUCCUCGCCUCCUCAGAGUCGAACAGAGAGGCUGUCAUGUGGAGGGAGUGAAGCCUCUGCUGCUUUAGCCAAAUCCUACGACUCUCGAGAGCAGCAGGUGGCCUCCUGGGCUCUGCUGCACCUCACACACUCAGAUUGGUCCAGGAGGCUGCUGGGUGAUGCGGGGGGGUUCCCGGUUCUGGUUCUGCUGCUGCAGGGCUCAGACUCAGAGGUCCAGUUCUACAGCUGCUCCGCCCUCUGCAACAUCUCUUCUGCUCGGGAGCUCCACCGGAAGCUGCUGAGCAUCGGGAGUCACUUCCUGUUGAAGUCCCUGCUGACGCUCGCCUCCUCCUCCGUGCAAAAGAAGUCGAUGCAGGCGUGCAGAUGCCUUCAGACUCUCUCACAGAAUGAUCUGAUCCAGGAGCAGCUGAUGGAGCUGGACUGUGUGUUGCCUCUGCAGUCCCUGCUGAAGACAUCCUCUGCUGAGUGGAGAGAGUCGGCCGUCACACUGCUCUCUGCGCUGACUUCACACACACCGAACCAAGCCGUCCUGGUGAGCGAGGGUCUGCUGGAGGAAGUGGGUCAGCUGCUUCUUCAUCCCACAUGCAGCUCCGUCAUCAUCACACACAGCUGCAGGAUCAUCACUGACCUGAGCAGCUGCAGCGAGGGUCAGCAGGCUGUGAUGGAGGCUCGCUGUUUGUCAGGACUCCUCGGCGCUCUUCUGUCUCCGUCUCUGACUGAUGACACUUUAAUACAUCUGACGUCAUGCUUGCAAAACCUCAUGACACAACAUCCACUUCAGUCUGAGUUGUCGGUCAUGAUAACAUCAGAGCACGUUUCCAGACUUGUGAAGUUAUCGGGACGAUCACAAAACCCUCAGUUAUCGUACAACAGUGCGGCCGUCAUCGGCAGACUGGAAAUGACAGGAGAGACGCUCCAGCUGCUGAAGCCUCACUACGUCGCCAUGUUGGAGUACCUGUCGGUGCUUCUCCAAAAUAAAGAUUUAAAGUUCCAGCAGCUUGGCUUAGUGACGAUAUCCAACCUCAAGACAGAUGGAGACUUCUCCUCUCUGUUGUCUGGCGGCGAGGUGGAGGAUCAGCUCCGGACGGUUCAUGAUCAGACGGAGGAAACCAGACGGCUGCUGCAGACGAUCCAGCCUCUCGCUCCAUCUCCUGUUCACCCUUUACAGCCUCCACACCAGUGGUUGCGUUAGACUUUUUCGUUGUUCGUCAUUUUGACGGACAGGAUCGUAACAUUUCCGUCAUAAUCCAUUAUUACCCGUCAUUUUAUUUUUCAUGUUUUAAUGAUGAGAUGAGACAUAUUUAAUAUGUUUGGGUACUGAGCAGCAAAUGCUCAUUCAUUCAUGUUUUAAUGAUUCAUACAGAACUUCUAAGGGCAUGGAGAAACAAAAAGAUGAACAGAGACACCGACCGUGUGGUCACUUUUCAUGUCAACACGAACAUGAAUGAUUUAUUUGUUCCUGCACUGACAGACAGCAGAGGGGGCAGAGGCCGCUAAAAACACCGCCACCAUUGUGCCUAAACAGGCAAAUACGAACAAUGCCAUCGUUUGAAAUGAGACAAUUACAAUCAGAAUAUGAACAAAACAUUUACAAGAACAACUCAAUUGACCUGCUGUAGCCUGGACGCUGAUUUCUGCAUCGCCGUGCACCCUCGGACAAAUCCGUUACUCA
Molecule: messenger RNA, 1755 nt
Organism: Gymnodraco acuticeps
Lineage: Eukaryota; Metazoa; Chordata; Actinopteri; Perciformes; Bathydraconidae
Product: vacuolar protein 8-like
Exons: 10
Coding region: 1-1275 (424 amino acids)
Biological process (GO): nucleus-vacuole junction assembly
Molecular function (GO): protein binding; protein-membrane adaptor activity
Source: RefSeq, a predicted model, not a curated record